This is a messenger RNA of Malurus melanocephalus (red-backed fairy wren), 1666 nucleotides long. RefSeq names its product lysozyme g-like. Gene Ontology annotation, biological process: defense response to Gram-positive bacterium; peptidoglycan catabolic process. The transcript is spliced from 5 exons. Gene Ontology annotation, cellular component: extracellular region. The record is from RefSeq and is a predicted model, not a curated record. The coding region runs from base 92 to 691 and encodes 199 amino acids. Lineage: Eukaryota; Metazoa; Chordata; Aves; Passeriformes; Maluridae. Gene Ontology annotation, molecular function: lysozyme activity.
CUGUGUUGUUGAAUACCAGCAGUAAUUUCUCCAUGUUUUGCAAACCACUGUGUUUCCAGGUCUCCUGGGACAGCWGAGGAGAGCCAUCACCAUGAUCCCYGCGCUGCUCUUGCUGGGUCUUUCGGCCCUUGUCGCUCCAUCCGUGAGUUCCAGUUGCUAUGGUGAUAUAAGUGCUCUUCAAGCCCCUACAAUCUCCUGUACACCCGUAAGAACCUCUGACUGUGGAUAUGCCAUGAUACGGAGGACUGCUGAGGCAGACCUGGUGCGCCUGAGGAGAUACGAGAUCCCAAUUAAGAGAGUAGCCAGGAACCUGUGCUUGGACCCAGCRCUCAUCGGUGCCAUCAUGUCCCAGGAGAGCCGGGUCGGCCUGCUCCUGAACAACGGCUGGGACCAGGGACGGCAGAGAUACGGCCUGAUGCAGAUCAGCAGGCAGCAACUGCAACCUUACGUGGUGUGGGAUAGUGAAGAACAUAUAAAUCAGUGCUCAAAUAUCUUGGUUCUUUCCAUUAAUGAAGUACGGGCAAGACAUCCUACCUGGUCCUGGGACCGGCAGCUGAGAGGCGGAAUCUGCACCUAUCAUGCAAAAAUGGGCAACCUCCAGGUCUACGAGGCGGACCCAUGCAGCAGAGACUACAACUAUGUCAACAGCGUGAUAAGGCGAGCCCAGUACUUUAAGAGAAAUGGGUUCUAGUUCAUAAAUCCASCCUGCCACCGAGCCUCCCCUCCUCUUAGACUGGCCCAGCAGUGACCACAGUACCCAGAGCAGUUCCCCAGGUCUCUGGGCAGGACCGAUGCUGGUGGCAUUGCCAAUGACACCUUGCUCGCUCCAUCARAUCCCAGCUCCCCCAUCACUGAUGGGCAAGCCCAGCACUGCCUUCCAGGAGACCCCCAGGGAUGAAAUACCACAAGAUGGGGACCUUUGAAAUGGCAGAUGGGGAACAGACCAGCAAUGUUUAAAUUUUGAGUGAGGAAGGUGACUCUUCCUGUUCAAAGCUGGACCCCAGGRCUUUGUGGUUUGCGCAUCCCCCAGGCACACGCACACAAGCAGCUGUCCCUGGGCAUCAGCUGGGCUCUUUCCAUCUGCAUCCAGCUCCUUCCCUCUCCAUGGCCAAGGYGGGGGAUGAAGUUUUCCUUCCCUUGGUGCUGCUGGCUAAGGGGCAAUGAAGAGACYUUUGACUGAGUCUUUGGGCUCUGCAGUAGCUGAGUGCUCCUGUAGYCAGCCUUGAUGGGGACAAUGCUAAACAUGCAUUGGUUGGUCUCCUGAAUCCAUGGCCAUGGUGCAACUGGGCACUUCUUCAGGGCCUCUAUAUGGAAAGUGCUGCAAGUGCCACAGCAGGCAUACAAAAUGCCUUUUCAGCAGAGACCAACCCUUGGAGCAGGAAUCAGCCCUCUACAUACCCACCCCAGGAGCUGUACCACAUUAAUAGUUCUGGUAAAAAACCCCACAACCUUUCCUGCUUUAGCUUUGGCACAGUUAUACUGAGUUUCCUCCAAAUUUAAAAGCAUUUCAGCAUCUCUCCCUCUGCCAGAAAUCCCAGGUUCUAGCAGAAAUGAAUGAGCUCUGGGCCUAUAAGGUCUGUUUGAAAAGUUGAUGGGUCUCUCGGUGCCAAUUUAUUAAUUAGCGAAUAAUUAUGAGAAUAAGAGAGAAAAUAAAGAUACGUGUUAA